AGCGAUCAUGUUAGGGGAUGUUUGAAUUUCUACACAGGUGAAAGAUGAGAUAUUAGAACAGGAAGAGUAUCGCAAUUUUCGUCUUCAAUUUUUCCUGUAAGAUAAACCAUUACCUACCAAAAUGUGUGAAGUUGUUGUUUUGUUCAAUGGUUAUUCCAAAAAUUUGGGUGCUGGAAAAAUGGAUGCAAAUUGCACUUGUACUCUAAUAAUAGGACCCAAACUAAUUAUCGUCGACACUAUGACUGCUUGGGACCGUGAGAUAUUAAUAGAAGCACUCGCACAGUAUAAUAUUGAACCAAAGGACAUUGAUUACGUUGUUUGUACUCACAGUCAUUCCGAUCACAUAGGAAACAAUAAUCUGUUCACAAAGGCACAACACAUUGUGGGUUUAACUGUUCAAUGUCAUACUAUAUUUUACGAAAAUCUGAUUUCAGACAAGGGUUAUAAGCUCUGUUCAGAUGUUAGUGUUAUAGCCACGCCAGGACAUACGAAGGAAGAUGUCACUGUCUUAGUAAAUACGACAAUGGAUGGGAAAGCAAAGCUUAUAGCUAUUACGGGAGACUUGUUUGAAAAAGAGGAAGAUAUUUUAGAUCCGCAUAUCUGGAAAUCGCUUGGCACACCAGAAUUGUUAAAAACUCAAUCCGUUAUGCGUUCUCGUAUAAUAGAUCUCGCAGAUUUUAUAAUACCUGGACAUGGGUCAAUGUUCUGCGUUACUGAUACUAUGAGAAAAGCCGUGAAAUGUCAAAUAAUUCAAUAAGAUAAUAUUAUUAAGUCAUUAAGAAACAUUUAUAGAGUUUAUAAGAUGCAAUAAAGAAUAUACUUUCAAA
Molecule: messenger RNA, 827 nt
Organism: Atta colombica
Lineage: Eukaryota; Metazoa; Arthropoda; Insecta; Hymenoptera; Formicidae
Product: metallo-beta-lactamase domain-containing protein 1
Exons: 5
Coding region: 122-757 (211 amino acids)
Source: RefSeq, a predicted model, not a curated record